Molecule: messenger RNA, 851 nt
Organism: Scatophagus argus
Lineage: Eukaryota; Metazoa; Chordata; Actinopteri; Scatophagidae
Product: guanylin family protein
Exons: 3
Coding region: 127-456 (109 amino acids)
Cellular component (GO): extracellular region
Molecular function (GO): guanylate cyclase activator activity
Source: RefSeq, a predicted model, not a curated record
UGGCACUUUGCAUGACAGAAUUGUUUAAAAGGAGGCUUGUGGACGGAGGGAAAGCAGACUCUGAGCAUCUGCUAAGAACUGCAACAGGAAGAAACAAAGAAGCUGCAAGAAAAACAAGUUGUCACCAUGAAGAUGACCACACUAGCUACCAUCGCUGUCCUCGUCCUGGCUCUCGGCUGGAGCUCUGAGGCCGUGCAGGUUGAAGAGAAUGGUAUGUCUUUCUCACUGGAAGGUGUGAAGAGGCUUCAGGAGCUGACAAAGAGCAGAGAUGCUAUAGGACAAGAAAACCCACGACUCAGGGCGAGCCCCAUGUUCAUCUGUGCUGACCCCAUGCUCCCACAAGAGUUCCUGCCCCUCUGUAAGCAGAGAGGAGCAUCUGCAUCCUUCACCAGACUAGGUGCGGUUCCCAUGGACGUCUGUGAGAUCUGUGCCUUUGCUGCCUGUACUGGCUGCUAAACAAACGCAGCAUGCCAGAAACAUUUUGCCUAGCUUAAGACUUGUGAUUUUUUUCCCUCCCCCUCAAAACUAUUUCAGGAAAUUUCUAAAAAUGUUUGCCUGCAAUGAUGAGACUGCAGUGGAUUUAUGUUCCAUGAAUACAGAGGUUGUGACUCUGAUCCAUUGGGCACUUCAUACAUUAUUAAGUCACUACUUGACCAAAAAAAAAAAAAAAGCCAAAAAAGAAAACAGUCAAAAACUGAGGUAUGUUUUGUGUUUUGUAUUGUUUUGUUUUUUAUUUGGCAAACUGUUACUUUUAAGCCUAUUUCCCACAGUACUUUAUUAUGCAUUAUAUUUUUGAAAUUUAGAUUGUUACAUUUCUAUUACCAACCUUUAUAUACAUAUUUAAAAGAGAA